Molecule: messenger RNA, 1776 nt
Organism: Oppiella nova
Lineage: Eukaryota; Metazoa; Arthropoda; Arachnida; Sarcoptiformes; Oppiidae
Source: the annotation of a GenBank genome assembly
AUGGAGAGCCAAUCCAAGAGGAAGUUAUCACCCAUUAGUCCGCAGUUCAUGAAGCCGUCGGAUGUGUUCAAAAAGCGCAAACAGAAACAAUUGUCUCAUUCCUCUCAGUCGCCAUCGAAGGUGUCACCGGCCAAGACAUGCGCCUACUCUCCGCUCAAGUGUCUCGAGAACUACGCGAACCCCACGGCGUCGCCGGCGAAGACAUUCUCGCCGUUCCGCCAGAAGCGGAGUCCCAAACGGAUCCGCAACGCCUUUCCCAUCAAGAAGUCGUCGCCGAAAGGCAAACGAAAGCUCAACUUCCAGACCAUCACCGACACGUUCAACGUCUUCAGCAUCGAUGAGAACGCCAACAUCGAGUCGACGGCGGCCCACACGUCGGCCACCGGCGCCGCCAAUGGCCCGCAUAAUAGGGACACAAAACAGCAUCUCAUUGACUGGACGCUGAAGACGCGGAUCAGAUUCGUGUCGAGCAAAGCGUUUGGCUUUCGCGGCAGCUUUCGGGCCACCGAAGAGUCGGCGGGUAUCAGCGGUUUCGUGCGCUGUCUGUCCGGUCAAGUGGGCGCCGGUGGCCCUACGGAUCAGCCAAUAGGCGCCGGCUGUGCGGAACAGACCUCACCUCAAGACUCGAUGGACACGAGUUUCGCGGCCCAACUCCACAAGCAGUGCCUCGUUUGGCAGCACCCGUGCCUCCCGUGGCUGACGCUAUUCCCGCGCAACGAGAACCCGAAGCCCGGGGCGCCGGUGCCGUCGAAAGCGCCCACCUUUUCGAUAGCGCCCAACACGCCCCUCGCCGACGCCCUGCACACCGAUUGGUGCAAAAGCGUGAAGUCGUUGUACCAGUUGCUCAAAGCCAAGCACUGCCCCUACUUCUACGUGUGCGCCAACUCGUUCACCGUACUGUUCCGCGCGUCGGGUGUAGCCGACUCGGACGACAUCCACGCCCUCAUGACCCCCACGACCACCGGCUUUAGGAAGUUGUUGACCGACGACGGCAUCAACUUUUCGAUGCCCUUCUGCGACAACAAUACGCCGCCCGUUAUGGCCGACGACAUGACGUCCGGUUUUGUGAGCAUUAACUCGAUGUCAGUCGUAUCGGAAAGUGUGGAUAAAACGCCUAAAACUCCGGAUGUUUGCGAUGGCGGUGAGGAUAAUGAGGAGCCGAACGCCUGGUUAGAGAGUCUCGGCUUAAGUCAACAGGACUUCCCGUCCCUGCAGUCUAAGCGCAAGAAUCGGUGUCCACAGAAUUCCGUGUCUAGAAUGAAGUCAUUAGUACUGAUCAAAGGCAUGUCAAACACGCAGCUAUUCCUCAACUUCUUGCUGAACACGCGUCUAUGUAUCGCAAACAGUGGCCCACUAAGUGGUGUACCGCCGACACUGCUGUCCCCCACGGCCUUCCACGGCUCGGCACUGCAAUCACUGAAAGUCAAGCAAACGGUGUCGGAGCUGACGGCCACCGAGUCGUACAAUUGCCUGGAAGUGAUGGGACCCAUACUUCCCAACUGUCUGAACGGGUUGGUGGAGCUGCUGAAGCGGACGCACGGCUCGUUCAAGGGGUCGUUCGCCACCUACGAGCCCACGAUGGCGUUCAGCGCCGUCACGGUGGCCAAGGAGGCCAACAACACGACGUCCAAAGCGUUCGCCAUCGAGAACCUGAAGGACUGCGGACUCGACAAACAGUUUCUGGCGAUUGUCUGCUCGGAUGAGUCCAGAGCUCAAGAACCCAUCAGCAAACUCGUGGCCAAGAACUCCAUUAUCUUAUAUAACCAUAACUUUUAA